This is a messenger RNA of Boleophthalmus pectinirostris (great blue-spotted mudskipper), 3055 nucleotides long. RefSeq names its product desmin a (gene desma). Bases 70 to 1494 code for a protein of 474 amino acids. Lineage: Eukaryota; Metazoa; Chordata; Actinopteri; Gobiiformes; Gobiidae. Gene Ontology annotation, biological process: skeletal muscle organ development. The transcript has 11 exons. The record is from RefSeq and is a predicted model, not a curated record. Gene Ontology annotation, cellular component: intermediate filament; sarcolemma; Z disc.
AGUCGCCCGUUCGGGUCUCAGCACCUUCCAGACCGUCGUGCCCUCCACACCAACCAACCAACUACCAACAUGAGCAAGUCGUACUCCGCCUCGGCCCAGAGCGCCUCCUCGUACCGCCGCACCUUCGGCUCCGGCGUGGGCUCCUCUCCCAUGUCCUCCAUGUUCUCGUCGAUGGGAGGACGCGGCAGCAGCUCCAGCCACAUGUCCUCCAGGGUCUACGAGGUCAAAACCCUGGGCUCCCCGGCCUUCUCCAGCUACAGGGUGUCUGGCGCAGGGGGUGGCAUCGGCUCCUCCGGCGCCGUCAGGACCUUCUCCGGCGAGAAGCUGGACUUCAACCUCGCCGACGCCAUGAACCAGGACUUCCUCAACACCCGGACCAACGAGAAGGCCGAGCUCCAGCACCUCAACGACCGCUUCGCCAGCUACAUCGAGAAAGUGCGCUUCCUGGAGCAGCAGAACGCCGCCCUGACCGCCGAGGUGGAGAAGCUGAGGGUCAGGGAGGGGCCCGGGCGCGUGGCGGACAUGUACGAGGAGGAGAUGAGGGAGCUGAGGAGGCAGAUCGAGGCGCUGGCCAAUCAGAGAGCCAGGGUGGAGGUGGAGAGGGACAACCUGGCUGAUGAUCUCCAGAAGCUCAAACUCAGACUGCAGGAGGAAAUCCACCAGAAAGAAGAAGCUGAGAACAACCUGUCUGCCUUCAGAGCUGAUGUGGACAAUGCCACUCUGGCCAGACUGGACCUGGAGAGACGCAUCGAGAGCCUGCAGGAGGAGAUCGCCUUCCUCAAGAAGAUCCACGAGGAGGAGAUCCGUGAGCUGCAGAGCCAGAUGCAGGAGACUCAGAUCCAGGUCCAGAUGGACAUGUCCAAACCCGACCUGACCGCUGCCCUCAGAGACAUCAGAGUCCAGUACGAGGCCAUCGCCGCCAAGAACAUCGCAGAGGCCGAGGACUGGUACAAGUCUAAGGUGUCCGACCUGAACCAGGCUGUGAACAAGAACAACGACGCCCUGCGCCAGGCCAAGCAGGAGAGCAUGGAGUACAGGCACCAGAUCCAGUCCUACACCUGCGAGAUCGACUCCCUCAAAGGCACCAACGAGUCCCUGCUGCGUCAGAUGAGGGAUCUUGAGGACCGCAUGGGACGUGAGGCUGGAUCGUACCAGGAAACCAUCACUCGCCUGGAGGAGGACAUCGCCAAGAUGAAGGACGACAUGGCGCGUCACCUGAGGGAGUACCAGGACCUGCUCAAUGUGAAGAUGGCUCUGGACAUCGAGAUCGCCACCUACAGGAAGCUGCUGGAAGGAGAGGAGAGCAGGAUCACGACCACAGUGCCCCUGCCGUCCGCCUUCUCCUCCAUCGGCUUCAGAGAGACUAGUCCAGAGUCCCAGAAGCAGCGUUCCUCUGAGGUUCACUCCAAGAAAACUGUGCUCAUCAAAACCAUCGAGACCCGCGACGGAGAGGUGGUGAGCGAGUCCACGCAGCACCAGCAGGACAUCAUGUAAACAAACAAGAUGGCCGCCCGACAAAAGCCGAAUAAAAAUGCAUAUUCCGCCCACGUCCGUUUUCAAAAUCCCACCGCAGAACAGAACAGAACAGAACCUCGGAUAAUCCCCCUUAUGUAAAGACGACGACAUGUUUAGCGUUUAGGGCCGCAGUCCAAGGCGUUUUAUCUCAUGCGAAUAAGAAACGUUAAAGGUUGUAUAGAGGAUUUUUUAAGGGAAGAGAAAUACAGCGACGUUCUUUUUCAAAUGUUGUGCAUAAGUCACACCACCUUCCUCCUCCACAGCUCCGCCUCUUUACUCUAGAAAUCACACUUGUUUACAUCCAGUGCACAUUCAGAAUCACUGUUGAAGUGACCUGUCUAGAAGUAAUUUACGUAACAUCAGUUUUUAGACUCUUCGUCUGCUUCAGUCGCGCCAUCGCUGGAAGAAAUCUCCAAAAAUCACCUCAGUUUGUUUUCCCCUUCUCUUCUUCUUUCAGCGACCUCAAAAACAGACUUUCUUUUGCGGCGAACCGGCCGUGGAUUCUCGUCCGCCUUCGCAACAAACUUUGUGCGAACUGCGAGGAAGCUACAGUUUGAAAAAGCCUCUAAGAACCGCUGCGUAAACCACGUAAUUACCAGCGCGCCAACGAGUCAGUUACACUAGAAACGUAAGGAGUUUGAUUGACAACUUAACAGCCAAUAGAAAAUGAGACAGCCUCGUUUUCUAUUGGCUGAUGUUUAUCUGGCCUCACUACGUCCACAGUUGAGAGAUUUUCUUUUUUUGGUCAUCAUAAUUACAAGGCUGUUGCGUCUCUAAUGGUAUUUUAAACUUUCAUUGACAAUUUGAAACAAAAAAAAAAAUCCUCCAUACGACCUUUAAGUGAAUGCAAACGGUAUGUACGAGCAGGAGGCGUUACUACGGUUACUACGGUUUUAAAUAAGGGCAUUCCAAAAAAAAAAAAAAAAACUCUUUAAAGUUCUCUGUUUUUAUUUUUUUUUCAUGUCAGUUAUAAAGAAAUAUAAACAAUGUAGAAAAUCGAUGUCAUUUUGUGCGAUUAUUAAAGCUGCAUUGUGUAACUUUUCUGGUGGAAGGUCCGUCAAAUGCUUUUUUUUUUUUUUUUUUUUUUGUGGAAAUGUUGUCGCUUCGUCCGGAAUUUUUCACAGUUCGGCGUAAACUUAGACGGAGUUUAUUUGAUCCACAGGGAAGUUAAACCUUUCUGUCACCAUGGAGACCAAACCAGAGCAAGUUAAGUUACAGGUCGCGUCUGUGGAGAGGCGACGCCGCGCGCAGUCAGAAUGUCGUUUUUCUAGGUGUUUUUGAGCGAUAAAACCAGCUGUAAAUUCCAGGCAUUGCAGUGAUUUUUCCACAGAAACGAGCAAAUGACGGACCCCAGAUCAUGAAGUUCCACAGUGCAGCUUUAAACGGUUGAACACAGAAGGUUGUACGAUGUUGUUGGUCUCGAGUUGAAGCUUGACGUUGUCCGCUGAUGGAAACGAUCGUGACUCUAAGCACGUGGUCUGUGUGAGUCCACGCGACGCUGCAUCACUGCCCCAAUUCAAAUAAACACAUUUGAUAAUAA